UACAACGAAUCAUAAAGUAUCGCAUCCAUUAUGUAGCUAAUGCAAGUGAAAUGUGAAUUUUUAUUAUCACGAAAAAAAAUCCAGUGCUCUUCCGAGUUAUCAGGAAAGUUCUUCAUCUUGAUUUCACCAAUCUGUAACAAUCUCAAGUCAAGAUAUAAACUUGUUGUAGUUAACCUUCGAUUUGGUUAAUUUGGAGGUGAGCGUACUUUGAACGAUAUGGAUGAGAAUCAACAAUAUAAUAUGAACUGACACUCUCAUUGCUUUAGAGACUCCCAAGUGUGUGGCUACUCUUAGAGUGGAAAUAACAAAAUUGGAAAAUUUGAAUUGGAAAAAAAAAGAAGAAUUGAAACAUGGCACCUAAAAUUGAAAGAGUUGUUGAAAAUAUAGAACUAGGAGAGGGACCACACUGGGAUAUUGCCUCUCAAUCUCUUUACUUCGUGGAUAUAUUCUCCAAAACCAUCAACAAAUAUGAUCCAUCCAAGAAAAAACACACUAAAGCCCAUUUUGAUACCUACGUUUCCUUCAUAAUUCCUGUGGAAGGAGAGAAAAAUAAAUUUGUUGUAGGUUUAGGAAGGCAUAUUGUUUUUGUUACUUGGGACGGUGAAAGUGAAACAGUUGAAGAAAUGAAAAUGCUUUCGGAAGUUGACCACCAGUCUCCAGAAAGUAUGGAAAAUAGGCUGAACGAUGCCAAAUGUGACACAACAGGAAGAUUAUGGGCAGGAACAAUGGGAGUAGAAAAAAUAAAUGGUAACGUUAAACCAAACAUGGGAUCUUUCUACAGUUAUUCAGAUAGAAAACUGAAGAAACAUUUCAACCAAAUUGGGAUUUCAAAUGGUCUUGCUUGGAGUAAGGACAAUAAGAAACUCUUCUAUAUAGAUUCUAUGAAAGGAACUGUUGAUCAGCUCGACUUCGACAUUACUAAUGGGGAAAUUUCAAAUAGAAGAACACUAUUUACCUUUGGCGAAAGUCAAAAGGGAGGCUUACCAGAUGGCAUGACGAUAGAUGAGGAUGAAAAUUUGUGGGUAGCUUGCUUCAACGGAUACCAAAUCAUCAAAAUCGACUCGAAAACGCCAGAAACUCUCUUAGACACAAUAUCGCUACCAGCCAAACAGGUUACUUCAGUAGCUUGGGGAGGAGCCAAUUUAGAUGAACUUUACGUUACUUCCGCAAAAUUUUUGGUAGAUGGCGUUGUUCUGAAUCCUCCAGAUCAUGGAAGUAUUUACAAAAUUACUGGGUUAGGUACCAAAGGACUACCUAUGUCGAAUUUCAAAAUUUGAUGGAAAAUUAUUCAGUAUAUUUAUCCAUUGUCACUCAAUGAAUUUUUUACAUUUCCUAAGUUUAUCAAUAAAGUUAUAACUUUAGAA
This is a messenger RNA of Harmonia axyridis, 1364 nucleotides long. RefSeq names its product regucalcin-like. Gene Ontology annotation, molecular function: gluconolactonase activity; calcium ion binding. Gene Ontology annotation, biological process: L-ascorbic acid biosynthetic process. The record is from RefSeq and is a predicted model, not a curated record. The coding region runs from base 351 to 1277 and encodes 308 amino acids. NCBI's taxonomy places the organism in Eukaryota, Metazoa, Arthropoda, Insecta, Coleoptera, Coccinellidae. The transcript is spliced from 6 exons.